CAAUAUUCAAAAUGGCGUCUGCAAGCCCUGGUGGAAGUAGAAAUUCUUCUCCAAGCAACUCACCUCGAAGGGGGAAGAUGAACGUCUCUUCUCGUAUAGCUGGUAUCAUUGAGAAGGAACCACUGCCUAACAUAAAUGAACGCUUAGGUCAUCUUCGUCCAUCCAGAGAGUUAUUGGAAUAUUAUCGGAAGAAGAUUGCAGAAUAUGACGAAGAGCAUGAAGGGCUUGUUGCAAAGAUGGAGGAGUAUAAAGUCACCUAUGAAGAACAGCAUAAAUUACAAUGGGAGAUGCGACAACGUGAGGAGGAGAUAGUGGAACUACAGAAGGCCUUGAGUGACAUGCAGAUCUACCUGUUCCAGGAGAGGGAACAUGUUCUCAGAUUGUAUGCCGAGAAUGACAGACUUAAGAUACGAGAGCUUGAAGAUAAGAAGAAGAUUCAGCAGUUGCUAGCAUUGAGCGGAACUCCUGACAGCGAAAUCACAUACUUCCAUAAGGAGCCACCCGCCAAGGCCGUCGUAGAACAGAAGGCUCCAAGACGACCGCAGAGUGCCACACUGCAGAACAAAAAAGAUACAAAGAAACCGUCCUCACCUCAGAAGAAAGGCAGCAUUGCAUUGUCAACUGAAGAUAAAUACCAGCAUGAUAACCAAGCCCUGUCCCUGCAAGUCGAAGCUCUGCAGUCUCAAAUCCAAGAGCAGGCUAAACUGUCCAGAGAGCAGGUCCAAGCAUUGAUAGAGGAUCGACGAGUGAAAGACGAAGAACUGGAGACAAGAAGACAGCGAGAUGAGGCCAAGAUUCACACCCUCACUGAAAAAUUACACAAAACACAAGAUCUGCUUUACGAAAGCACAAAAGAUUUCCUGGAGUUGCGAUAUCAGGGCCGUGCUAGCGAGCGUCUUUGGAUGGCAGAAAAAGACAAGCUUCUACGAGAGCUUGAUCAGUGUAAACAGAAGCUUAACAUCUCACCGAAAGACGAUAUCCUCACUACUCCAUCAUCAUACGACACCAAAUCACAUUACAUUGAAGAGCUCAAGUCAUUGGAGUACCAGCUUCAGCAGUCACAGAAAUUGUCUGAGAUGUAUCGAGAACAAGUCAUACAGUUGGAAGAUGAGUUGUCACGGAUACGAGAAGAGGGAGAUGUCACCAGGGAGAUAUUUAAGGAUCGUGGUGAUAAGAUGGGCAAGCGACUGAAGCUGAUGAACCAGCGAUACCAAGAUUUGGAAAGGAGACGGAACCUAGAGGUGGAGGGAUUUAAAACAGACAUCAAAAAUCUCCGCACCAGACUCAAGGAUGUGGAAAGACAGCUGUAUAAGGUUACAAUUGGAUUCUCUGAAGACAUGGACGCCAAGCGCCCUGAUGACCUUGACAUGCAGAUAUUGCGCAAUAUCCGGGCAACAUCUGGGCGGUCAAAGAAAAUGGUCGGCGAGCUGAAAAACCUCAAGGCUAAGAUGUACAGCAUAGAAAAUGAUAUGAAGCAUUUAUGAGGAUUGUAAACUUGUAUAUUGAUAUAUCUGUUGAAAUAUUCAUUCCAUUUUGAAAGAUAUUUUUCCUCUCCUCCACAGAAAAUGCACAGUGAUUCAGUCAUAUUUCAGUAGUAACUUAAAUCAUUUUAAUGCUAACUGUACCAGUUUGAAAUGGUAAAUGUUGUAUCAUAACCGGUAGUUUUACCAUUAUAUGAAAUAUUUAAUCUUGAAAAUGGGAGUCCUUUCUUAUCAGCAUUAGGUACAUGAAUAAAAAGUGAAGAUUAUUUUCUAUGAAAUAUUGAUAACAUAACUUUUCUUACAAAUUUAACACCAUUUUGUUAGGUACAUGUUUAUCGCAGAAACAAAAUAACUGUACUUUUGAAUGUAUUCUGUAGUGUUAUAUAUAAAAUAUAUCAAACGUUGUUUAUCAACCAGUUACCAAUUUUAUGAUGGAUAAUAUGCAGCUAUACUCCCCAGCAUAUGAUUUAAAUUAGUUGUUUGUCCAGUGUACUCAACACUGAUUAAGCAAUUUUACCUAAUCAUUGUCACCCCCAGCCAACAUGCUCGACCCCGAUCCCCCAUGCAUAUUAAUUACCCAAGCGUAUUAUCUACAGUUAAAUUUGGUAAUGAAGAUAUUCUCAAUACGACUCGUUUUGAGUAUCCUUUAUUUUGCUAUAUUUUGUUGUCUAGUUGUGUUUGAUUGUAAUCUAAAUCAAGCAUUUGCUCUGAAAUCCAUCACUAGGCUGCAGUAAAUAAAUAGUUUAUUUGAUUGUUAUGUACAACCAGCAUUCCCCCUGCAAUUCAUCUCUAGGCAAGAAUAAAUUGAUAGUUUAUUAAGCGUUUCAUGACUGAAGUCCAAAAAUAGAGCUUAAGAUUAAAACAAAAAACAACAACAAAAACUUGCCUACCCACCAACACCUUGAUAUCAAAUUAGGACGGCAACAAUCAAACUCUUAAUAUAUUGUGGCCUUAAACCUUUUCUUUCAGUCACACCUGUUAAUUACACCCAACAAAAAGUCUAAUUACUCUUAACGUGAAUUUAAUUGAAUUAAAUCAAUUUUAAAUUAAGAAAUUUUGUUCAAUGUUAGAAGUGUUUAUAUAAUUCAUCACAUCAGGUGAUCAUUUCGAAAAAAUUGUGACUGCUUUUGUUAUUCUCCAAUAAAUGAAGAAAGCGUUCAGGUGUGCUUUUUUCCAGUACAUGAAAACUUGUCUGAAUUUGAAACAUUUUACAAACAUGAUUUAAGUUAUCAAAAAAGAGAGGAAUGAAUCUUACUGAAAAAACUUUUGAGAGAGAAAAAAGCAACUGACAGGUUUAUUAAUCUUACUAUUAAUUUUAGAUUUAGUACAAACAGAUUUUGUGUAUAAUGAUUUAUUGCCAGGUAGCUUUAACCACAACAAUGACAACAGUUUGAAGUAGUCACACACGUUUUUAUGUUUCUCGUAUCUGUAUUUAGUCCAUUAUUUAUGACAAUUCUGUGAUAGAUUUUGUAGAUAGAGGUGUAUGUAUUUUGUACUAGAAAUAAAUCCUGAAAAACUA
Mya arenaria is the source of this 3000-nucleotide messenger RNA. Its product is annotated as coiled-coil domain-containing protein 77-like. Gene Ontology annotation, cellular component: centrosome. The record is from RefSeq and is a predicted model, not a curated record. Bases 12 to 1484 code for a protein of 490 amino acids. The transcript is spliced from 11 exons. NCBI's taxonomy places the organism in Eukaryota, Metazoa, Mollusca, Bivalvia, Myida, Myidae.